This is a messenger RNA of Leucoraja erinaceus (little skate), 405 nucleotides long. It is a transcript of the gene ndufaf8, whose product is annotated as NADH:ubiquinone oxidoreductase complex assembly factor 8. The transcript has 3 exons. Gene Ontology annotation, biological process: mitochondrial respiratory chain complex I assembly. NCBI's taxonomy places the organism in Eukaryota, Metazoa, Chordata, Chondrichthyes, Rajiformes, Rajidae. The record is from RefSeq and is a predicted model, not a curated record. Gene Ontology annotation, cellular component: mitochondrion. Bases 73 to 282 code for a protein of 69 amino acids.
GCUGGAGCAGGAAGUGCGUCAUCGGGCCGCGGUUGUGGACAGUGCCAAGAUGGCGGCGCCCUAGUGGGGAUCAUGCCUGGCAGUGAAGUGUGGAUCCGCACCAGGGAACGCCUCAAGAGGUUCCCACAGUUCGUGGCAGCGUGCUCUGAGGAAGCAUCAGCAUAUGGGAGAUGUGUGGCUACAAUUGUUCAAGAGAACCAGGACCUCAGAAAGAACAUGUGCGCCAAAGAGUUUCAGGCCUUUAAGAAAUGUUUUACGAUAAAUGCCAAGAAAGCAUGGUAAAAACAAUCCUGAGAUCAAGAAAGGAGCUUUGAGGACAUCGCUGGUUAAAAGGACUUCCAGUCCCUUAUCCAAUAAAUCUGAACAUUGAUGUGCAAUAUAAUUUAUCAUUGUGUCAAAGAAUAA